Molecule: messenger RNA, 1770 nt
Organism: Stegastes partitus (bicolor damselfish)
Lineage: Eukaryota; Metazoa; Chordata; Actinopteri; Pomacentridae
Gene: insyn2a
Product: inhibitory synaptic factor 2A
Exons: 3
Coding region: 286-1770 (494 amino acids)
Biological process (GO): inhibitory postsynaptic potential
Cellular component (GO): postsynaptic density
Source: RefSeq, a predicted model, not a curated record
UUCUUUGAAGGAUGGAUGCGUAUGGAAACUGUCUUCUACCUUUAGUCUCUAAUGUAAAGAAAACUGAUCAAAUAUCCAACUUUAAUUUUCCUUUAAAUUCAGUCUGAUAAAAGCACUUUUUUAAUCAUAUUCCUUAAAUAAUUACACAGUUCCCUCCCGUCUCCCUCAGCUUCCAGAGCAUGUGUGUUUUGUCAAGUGGAAUGUAAUAAUCAGGCGAGGCUCUUUGUGUAAGGCUCUCAUUACCAAUGAUUAACACAGCGUCUUUCUCCAUGCCUCUCAGGAAACAUGGUGAGCAAGGAGGGUGGCAAAUGCAUGCUCACCAACUCAGAGUCUGACUCGGAGGCGGCGCCCUUGCCCUCCACCUCGCUGGCGCUGGAGGUGAAGUAUUCCCUGGAAGCCAGUCGACAGGUGAGGAAGCGAAACAAGGCCCUGCAAGUGCGUUUCAAGGACAUCUGCGAGGCGCAGAACGAGCAAAGGGAGGCCGAGUUGCAGGCAGCCGGGAAAGGUGGCAAGCCAAUGUCAUACAAAGUGGCGUACCGCAAGUACAUGACCGUCCCCGCCCGCAGAUCCAUUCCGAAUGUCACGAGGAGCACGGGCGUCCAGACGUCGCCUGACCUGAAGAAACGCUACCAGACCUUUCCCUUUGAGCGCAAAAAAGGCCACACCUUUAAACACAUGGCGGCCGUGGAAACUUAUAAAGGUCAGAAUAACGGUUUUGUCAUGGAGGUGAAGCAGUCCAAGGCAGCUGAGCGGGGUUUAGAUGAGGAGGAGGAGGGAGCCUGUGGGGGGAGCGGAGUCCUGAGGACCAGGGCUCUGCUCCAUACUAAUGAGUGCAUUGCCACAGUGGAGCAGCACACUGCACCUGAUGGCCUGUGCUCUGACGCUCUGCUGCUCAGUUGCACUGCAGACACAGACUGCCUUGCAGACACACCGAGAGGAAGCGGAGCCGGAGCACAGGCAGAGUACCAGCUCUGCAGUAUCCCAUCCAAAGCCAGAACAGGAUUACAACACAGGGAGGCCGACGCGGACCGCUCGGCCAAGAGGCAGCUUCUCAAUCUGGAGGAGGGCUCGUCCCGAACCCUGCCGGACAGGGCCUCCAAGGUUACGGGCCCCAUCGCCUGGAACUCCCUCACACAGGUGGAGUGCCUGGAUAGCCCAUCUGUGCGGAGCAAGCGGAAGAAAGGCCUGCAGCUCAACGGGCUCUCGAGCGAGACGUUACCAAGAUCCAGCGGAGGCUGUACAACGCAGGCACAGUGCCACACAGGACAGCUAUCUGCCCGGCCUAUACGGGGCAUGGAGGAGCCUCUGUCACCCUGCAUAGGCGGCGAGGCAGACAGGGCACCCUCCGACCAAACACAGGAAGCCUGUAAGCAAAUAGUGCCUAUGAAUCAAGACGGGGAUGUUAAAGCACAGCUCCAGGCCAUGGAAAAUCUCAUCAGCUCCAGCCAAGAGACCAUCAAGGUGCUGCUGGGGGUUAUCCAGGAACUGGAGAAGGGAGAGGCCCACAGAGAAGGACUCUCCUAUCGAACCGGACAGGACACGGCCAACUGUGACACAUGCCGGAACAGCGCAUGCAUUAUUUACAGUGUGGAACUGGACUUCAAGCAGCAGGAGGACAAGCUACAGCCGCUAAUGAAGAGGCUUUGUCCUACGGAGGACUCCCACUUUCCCCCCCUGCCUUACCCCCAGGAGGCCUUCACCUCCACCCCGAAACGCAAGUCCAAAGCUGACUCCAAGAAGCACGCUCGCUGGAAACUUUGGUUCCUGUGA